UGACCGGGGCUGCGCUGCCAUGACCGGGGCUGCGCUGCCGCCGUGAGGGCGCGGGCGGCGCGACCCGGCCCGGCCGCCGCAUGGAGGCGCCGGAGGAGGUGCGGCGGCGCAAGCUGGAGGCAGGCAGGGCUAAGUUUGCUUACUUCAGACAGCGAAAAGCAAAGGGCGACGUCGCGCAGUCGCAGAAAAAGGCGGCGAAGAGGAAGGGCUCGGCUGUCCACACGCAUGACCUUCCGAAGGAAGAGCACCCAGUAGCAGCCAGAGAUGCUGGCAAGGGUCUAGAGGGUCAGGCUGAAGACACCAACCUGCCAGAGGCAGCAACGGAGGCACAGGGCAGCACUGAUUUGUUUAGCUGGGAGCCACUGGAUGAUCAUGCAACUGAAAAAGAUAGGAUAAAUUCUGCUGCAGAAUACAGCGAGGCUGAUGCUCAGAUGUGUCAGGCAAGGAUAGCUGAGCUGGAGAGCAGGCUGCUGGAGAAACAGGAAGCAGUGGAAAGACUCACUGUACAGAUGGAUGAGCUGCAGGACCAACUCACCCAGCACAACGAUUCCAUGCAGCUUCAGGAAACAACAGUUCAGGAGCAGAAUGAAAUCAUCAGGAAGUUAACAACCUGCCUUCAACAGGCCAAGAAAGACCGGGAUGAGCUACAGGAGGAGGCUUCACGUGUGGCUCGUCAGAUCCAUGAUUUACAGCUCCAGUUACAUCAGGUUACUGAGCUACUGAGGAGUAAAAGUCUCAGGAAAAACGAAGGUUUAGAAGCCCAUCAGCAAAUGUCCUUGUUUCAGGAUCGUCUCAGAGAGCAAAAUGCACACUUGGAGAUACUGCGUGAGAAAGCACAUGACCUGGAAGUGCAGCUGGAGUCUUCUCAAAAGAAUACCAAAGAUAAAGAAAAUCUGCUUGCCCAAAUGGAAGAGGAUAUGAAAGAUUCAAUGCAAAAGCUACACAAAAACAUAGAUGAAAAAGAACAAUUUAUUAAAAGUCUUCAAGAUCUACUGACAUCAGAAAGAUUUGGCUUGUCUAUACUACAGCACACACUUUCUCUCCGGGACUCAGAAAUAACAGAAUUAAAAAAAGAAAUUGCUUUAUCCAAAGUGAAAGAGCAGCAACAUAUUGAAGAACUGAAAAUCAGUUAUGAGAAGGAUAUUUGCAGACAGUUGGAUAACUUGAGGAAUGAGCUGGAGAAGUGCCACAGAAGAGAGAUUGCAGAAGCCAAGCAAGUCUAUGAAGAAGAAAUUAUUUUAAAAUAUAAAAAUGAACUUGAACAGUUAAAGAAAGAACUCUGUGCUUUGAAUUCUGAAGAACACAUUCAGAAUUUGAAUGGCAUAAUAAUUGACUUAAAUGUAAGGCUUCGAGAAUCUGAAAUUAGUAAAGAAAAUUUGAGGAAGAAACUUGAAAACCAACAAGAAAGGUUUAACAGGGAAAAAUCUGAAAUGGAAACUAAAUACAAGGAUGUAAUUGAUGGCCUUAAGUAUCAACUUUCUUAUGCAGAAGAGGAAGUGAAGGAAGCCCAGCGAUAUAAAAAAGAAAAACAGUCCUUGAAUGAAGAGAUUCAGAAGCUGAAUUCCUACAUCCAGGAAUUAAAUGAAAAGCAACUUUAUGAGGCUAAAAAACCUAUAGAUGUAAGGCAAAAGCAUGAUGGAGAGAUUGUCUCCAAUAAAAAGUUACUGGAAUUGAGGGAAAAUCAGAUUUUAUCAGGGAUGUCUCAGUUGCAGGGAGUGGAUCUUGAGGAGAUGUGGGACAGAGCAAACCUGUUGGAAGGUAGAGAUGAGCCAGUGCUUCAGCCAGAACUGGAGUUCCAGUAUGACUCCUCAAGGGAUCAGUUAGAAGAAACAAAGAAUUUAGAGAUCAUGAAGGAUAAUGGAAGUGGUGAAGGGGAGAACCUGUCUGAAGGACCUUUGUCAGAGUUGGGGCUUUUCAGUGGUGAUGAAGGUAUAUUGGCUAAAUACCUCGUUUCCACAGAAACUCCAGAAGACUCCUAUGGGUCCAGCUCUUCGGAGGGCCAUGCCAUUGAAGAGGGCAGAUGCAGUAUGUAUGGCUUAGAUAACAGUGUGCUCCUAGAACCCAGCAGAAAUUUUGUAUCUUCUCCGUUAAACUCUAGCCUUGAGGAGGGGACGUGUCUUAGUGGCUUGGCUCAAGACAUUUUUGAAGGGGCAGAGGUGAGAGCAGAGGCCUUUGUUUCAUAUGUGCCAGAUGGCUCCCUGCAGCAAAACAAAAUUGGAGAGCACAGUGACAUAGAGGGUGAUGAAAUGAUGUGUUUGGCAGAGAGACAUUUGAAGCCAGCUGAGAUGCUCCAUCAGGAGUCAGCCUUGAUAAUGCCUUAUCAGGACACCCAAGAAGCUGUUGGAAAUUGGGAAAAAGCCAUGUCUGAACUCUCCCAUAUGCAUGCAAAACUGGAGGAAGAACAUGAAGCACGGAUCCAUUGUGAAAAAGAACUUCUUCAGGAAAUGGAGAAGGACAAAGAACUUGAAAAUAAACACAUGCUUCUAGUAAAGCAGCAGGGUGAGGAUGGAGGCCAGCCGGCUCUAACACAAGUGUCAUUCUACUCUAUCUGGCUAGAAAUGAUGAAAGACCUCCAGGGGCAAAGAGAAAUGUUGAUGAUGCAGCUGCCGACUCAGGAGCAGUUAGGGAGAGAUGCUCAGGAGCAGAAAACAGCUUCUGAUUCUGUGACAAGUGAAGUGCAGGCUCUUUUUGGCCGCCAGCUGGCAGCUUUGCAAAGUCAAAGGGAUGGGAUGGAAAGCCAGCUUAAUGCUCAGAAGGCUAAAAACCAGAGAAUAGCAGAACUGUUGAGUCAGAAAACCAUAUCUGAAGAGACAUUGCUAAAAGAACUGGAGUUGCUCAAAGCUGAAAUCAAUAAUAAAGAACAAAAUUUAGUACUUUUAUUGAAGGAAAAAACAGCUUUAAGAGAGAGACUAUCCAAUGUGGAGGAGGAUCUAUUGAAAGCAGAAAAAGCACUAGCAGAGAAUGCUAGCAUCCUUGAGAACCUUGAGAAAAACAUCCAUGAGCUUAAUGCUGAAAUGAAAAACAUCAAAGAAAUACAGGAGUGUGAAAGACUGAGCUAUGAAGACAAGUUAAACAUCAGCAACCAAGAAAUUAAUAAACUUACUGCUGAAAUAAAGGAAAAGACUACUGAAUACAGUGAGGAAAAAGGCCAGUUGACUGAAGAAAUUGCCCAGUUGAAAAAGGCUCAUUUGGAGCUUGAGGCUCGCUUGCAGGAGUCCUGUCAGGCUGCCCAGGAGGCUCAGUCCAAGAUGGAGAAGCAUUACAGAGAAGAAAUGGAUAAGAUGGAGACUCAGCACCUUGCUGAAUUAACUGAAGUGAGUUUGGCACACGAGAGAGAGAUUGAAGCGUUAAAUGCUGAAAUAAAAGACAAAGUGGAAGAACAACAGAAGUUGGAAGAAAAAAGAAAGGAAGAGAUUGCUGUAAUAAAAAAGGUUCAUGAACGGGAGCAUGAUCGGGAAAUCUCUGAGCUGGCUGCUAAACACUCAGAGGAAAUGGAGAAGCUCCGUGCUGAGCUAAAGGAGGAACAGAGGCACCUUUUGGAUGAACUCCGGCAGCAAAUGGCAGCCACACACAGAGCAGAGCAUGAGCAAGCUCAGCUCCAAUCCCAGACACUGCACAGCCUUGAACUGGAAGCUUUACGCCUGACCUUAAACAAUAUGCACACCUCUCAGCUGGAGCUUACACAGUCCAACUUGAGGAAGGAGAAGGAGACUGCCCUCAUGGAGCUGCGGGAGAUGCUCAAUGACAAACGUGCUCAGGAGGUAGCCAUUCUGCAAAGCCGCCACCAGCUGGAGUGGGAGAAGAUCAAAGAACAGUGUCUGAAGGAAAAAGAAGACCUUAAGUCCAAGUAUCAGCAAGAGCUAGUUGAUCAGAGAAAGAAAAUCGAAUCGGAAAUGGAAGAGACACACAUCCAGGCACUAGAGACCCUCAAAAGAGACUGGAAAUUAGAAUCUGAUAGACGUUUACAAAAUGUGUGUGAGGAGCUGUGUAAAAAACAUCAGGCUGAGAUGAUUGCACUGCAGAAAUCUCUGGAAAUGGAUUUGGAAAAAGUCAGAGCAGAGCUGGGGCUUCUUUCUGUUGAGAAUGUACAAUCUAAAAUGAAAUGUAUAGAAUUGGAGAGGCAACACCAGUUAGCCAUCACAAAAUUACAAGAACAGCUGCAGGCUGAACAUCAUCAAAUCCUAGAAGACAUAAAGAUGAAAAGCCAGGAAAAAGAACAGGAUCUUCAGAAGGAGCUGGACCAGCUUCAGGUCAAACAUGAGCAACUCAAGGUUCAGUCACAAGAAGAAAUCAGGCAGCUUUGGUCUCAGCUUGACAGUACCCGAGCAAAUCGACAAGAGCUAAGUGGUGGUGAGACCAGAAUGCAGACCCAUGGUCCAGAGCUAAAAGAGCAGCUCCAGGCUCGAGCAUCACGGGUGGAAGAAAUUGAGUGUUUAAAACAGGAGUUUGAACAGCAGCGUCAGCAGAGAAACAGGGAGCACAAAGCUGAGUUGGAACAACUGAGACUUUAUUUUGAAAACAAGUUAAUUGUUGCUGAAGAAAACUACAAAAAAGAAUUGACUUUGUUGCAUCAGAGACCGCAAGAGCUGAUGGACUGUUCGCUGCCAGAGUUGGAAAUGAAUCAAGAUCAAGCAGGAGACAUCAGUUCUUCUGUCACACUUUUUGAAGAGACUGCUGAGAAAGAGAGAGGUGUUGCACUUGGUCAGCUAAAUCAACAGCUUGAACAACAACAGGAAGAACUUGCCUGUUUGCAGCUACAACUUGCAGAACAACACAGGCAUGAAUUGGAUUCCUUGAGAUCCUCCCUUGCACUUCAGUAUAAAGAGGACCUGAUGAAAAUGAAGAUGCAUCUGUCAGACAAAUAUGCAGCAGAAACUGAGGCCUUGAAAAGAAAGCAUGGUUUAGAACUUGAGCAGCUCCAUGCCCAACUUUCAGAAGAACAGUCUAAAGAAAUCACCAAACUGCGUCUCCAGAGUGUUCAAAAUGUAGCACGUCAGGUUGAGGUGGAGGUGGCUGAGCGAGUGUCUGUGUUGGAGGAAGAGCACAAAGCCAAGCUUGCUUUCUCCAACUCUGAGAAACAGCAUAUUGCAGAACUCUCAGAGCAAAUAAGGCAUUUAAAGGAAGAGCUUAUAAAACAAAAAGAUUUUUCUGAGCAAAAUGAAAAGUAUCUGAAAGAAGAAAUGGAAAAGGUAAAAUAUAAAAUUGCUGAGGAUCACAAAAAGGAAUUAAGAGAAGAAGUCCAUAAAAUAGAGAAUAUGUACAAAGAAAAAGAGAAGAAAUGGCAAUGUGAAAGUGAGGCCCAGAGAAUCCUAGCAGAAGAGAAGUUAUCACUAUUGCAUGUAGAACUGCAAACCAGAGCAGAAUCUGAGAAGCAGAACUUACAAAAACACUUUGAACUCCGUGAAGCUGAAAUGAUUCAACUUCAAGAUCACCAAGCUGCCAAAAUUCUGGACCUGGAGAAGCUGGUGAAGGAGCAGCAAAACAACUUGCAGCAGCUGGAGGACAGCCUUGCUGCUGCCCAGGCUGUGCAGAAAGCUCAGCAGCAAUAUGAAGCUGACCUGGAGGCAGCCAAAGCCCUCAUGGCAAAAGAUAUGGAAAAGACCACACUCUGCCUGCAAGAAGAAUGUGCUCUGAAACUCCUGGAAGCACAAAACAAGUUUAUGGAGGAGCACCAAGCAAUGACUCAGAAAUUCACAACUGAACAAGAGAUUCUUCUCCAAAAGCUGAAAAAGAAACAUGUGGAUGAGCUGGAACUCCAAAGUCAGCAGUUAGAGGAGAAGCAUAAGCAGCAGAUUUUGUCUCUGACAGCUGAUUUUCAGGCAAAACACCAAGCUGAAAUUGAGACACUUAAAUCUACACUGGAAAGUAAACAACAGAUUCAUCUUGAAAGAUGUGUUGCUGAACUACAGACAAAGCAUCAGGCCCAAAUUGAUGAGCUGGAGGUUAAACACUUAUCAAAUCUGGAUUCCUUGGAGUCUUCCUACCUAUCUGAAAUUCAGACUAUAAGAGAUGAACACAGUCAGGCUCUGGAGAAGCUACAGCUGCAGCACAGGGAGCAGCUCCAAGAGCAAGAUAAAAUCCAUCAGGCACAACUGCUUCAGGAGAUUGAGAUGCUGAAAUUGAAGCAUGCUGAAGAACUUCAGCUUUCCCAGAAUAAUUUGAAAAUUGAGCUAGCUACUGUUAAUCUGGAAAAGCUUAAAACCAUGGCUCUUGAAGCAGAAGAAGCUCAUAAGGAUGAGCUAAACACAGCUCUUCAAAAUCAGAGGAAGUUGCUGGAAGAAGAGAAACGUCUGGCUCUGGAUCUGUUACGUGAGGAAGUGCUGCAGAUGGAGGAGAAGCACAGGAAAGCACUCCAAGAGCUUCAGGAUCUUCAUGAAGCAGAUAUUAGGAAACAUAAGGAAGAGUACUCCAGGGAGUUGGAAGAACAACUGGGGAAACUAAAAGCAGAGCAUGAAUGUGAGCAAGAGCUGUAUGCUUCUGCAUCAGCUUCUGAAGUAAAAUCUGUGAGAGCAGCUCUUCUGGCUCAAUUUGAGGAGGUAAAAUUGAAGCAGCAGCUUCAGUUCCAGGAGGAGAUUGAGCUGUUGAAGUGUCAGUCAGAGGUGCUGCUGGAACAGCAGAUUUCACAGCUGAAGGAUGAAUUUGAAGCUGAAAAAAAGGCAUCACUGCACGACAAGGAGCAGCUGUUGAUUCAGGAGAGGGAGAAGGUGCAGGCUGCUCACCAAAAGGAACAAGAAAUGUUAUCAGCCCAGCUGCAGGAAAGAGCAGCAAUAAUUAACCAGCUGGAAAAGAAAGUGGCCUCUUUAAAGCAUGAAAUAGAGGAGACCAACUCUGAACUGGAGACACUCCUUCAGUGGCGGGGCGGGGAAAACCAAGAAGGAGGAAAUUUGGUGGCCUUGCUGAGGUCUGAUAUUGAGCAGUCCAAAGAGGAAAGGGAAAAACUGCGUGAAUCUUAUCAGCAUGUUUUGAAACUUCUUAUGGAAGUGGUGAAGGCCACAGUAGUUAUUGAGGACCUUAUCUGUAGCAAGAUUGGUCUUUGCCUUGAUGACAGUCUGGCUUCUGGAGAUUCUAAAGAAGCUCAGAGUAUUAUGGAAGAAAUGGGAUUCAUGCAGUAUUUCAAAGCCAAAGAAAACUAUCACCUAGAGAAAGCUUCCUUGCUUUCAGUAGAGGAGCUGCUUGAUGAAACCCUCACAGAACACAACCAGCUGUCUCCAGGGACUGACGAGGUGUCUGAGUUGAGCCAAUACUUAUGUGAAAGUGUUUUUGCAAAGCCAGAAUUGGCAUGUGAAAGUGAAGAAACGAUACUGAAAAUUUGUCAUCGUUUGCGCACUGCGGUGGAGAGACUUCUGGAGCUGGUUACAGAGUCAACUAAACAACUAGAGAAGAUGCAUGAAAACCACGCGCAGUUUGAGGAAGAGUUCAGCCGCCGCAAUCAGGAGACAGCGCAGGUGGUGAGUCAGCACCAGGAGCUGAUGGAGUGCCUCAGUGAGGAGAGUGAGGCCAAGAACCAGCUGGCACUAGAGCUUCACAAGGCAGAGGGUAUUAUUGAAGGUUAUGUUGCAGAAAAAGCUGCACUAGAAGAGGCCUUAAACCUGAAAGAGGAAUCUGAGCGUCGUCUUGUUGUGGAGCUGGAGAACAUGAGGGAACGCUUCCAGGAGCUGACCCAGGAGCAGGCAAUUCUUGGAACACCUGUUGCUAAUGUUGCACAAAAAGAAGGUUCAGGUCUACUCAAGGAAGUAGAAUUUUUAUCAAAGGAGAAACUUGAGCUUCAGUGUCAGGCAGAAAAGGACCAUUCCAACUUACGCUCUCAGAUGAAGGUGUUGGAGGUGGAACUGGAAGAGCAGCUGCAAAGUAACCAAGACCUGGCUACAAAGUUACUGGAGAUUACUGAAUUAAAACAGCAAAUUGAAGUUCUUGAAAAGCAGCUUAAAAACCAGCGGCAAUUCAUGGAUGAACAAGCCAUAGAAAGGGAACAUGAACGCGAUGAUUUUCAGCAGGAAAUUCAGAAAUUGGAAGAACAGUUAAAACUGUCAGCAAAAUCACAGACUUCAGGACAGUCCAGAGAGCCUAGGAACUAUGAAUUGAUUCUACAGGUAGAAUCUUUGCAAGCAGAAAUAAAAGAGAAGAUGGAUGCCUACAAUAAACUGUUACUAGAAAAGGAGCGAAAACACCAAGAAAUUGCAGCUCGUGAUAAAGAGAUAGAAAAUCUGGUGGCACAGAUCCAAGAGCUGAAGCUCAGUGGUGCUGAGGUCUCAAAGACUGUACACAGCUUGGAACAACAGCUGCAGAAAAUGAAGAAAGUGGAAACUGAACUGAAACAGGAUAAAGAGGCAUUGCAACAGCAGCAGUACAAUAACCUGAUUCAGAUCUCUGCCCUGCAGUCUAAACUGGAUGAAGCGAGGCACCGAGUGCCAGUGGAUGGCACUUCUGCCCCAGUGUUGAAGGAGCAGCUACAGGCAGAGCAGGAAGCACUUCAGGCCAAGGAGAGAGAGAUUGCAAGCUUGCUAGACCAAGUAGAACAAUAUAAAGAUAACUUGAGCAAGAAAGAUGAGGAGAUAUUGCAGCUGAAUUUGCAGUUAGAGAUGCAAAAAAACUUUAGUACUUCCAACAUCAUCCAGCUUCAGGCAGAGAAUGCACACUUGCAGGAGGAUCUAACAAAACUUCAUGUGAAGCAAAGCCAGGACCUAGGUAUUAGUGAUUCCUCAGCUUUGUCAUUCCCACAAGCACUGCUUGAAGAAAAGAAUCAAGAAAUCGACCACUUGAAUGAGCAGAUGAAGGGACUUCAGCAUGAGCUGCAGAAUGCUUUGGAGAAUAAAGUAAGAAUUGCAGAAGACCAAAAACCUGAAAUUGAAGAACUCAGAUCGCUGGUCGAGCACCUUCGCCUUGACCAGGAGAGGCUGCGUAAGGACAAGGAUGAAGAGGUGGAGCAACUCCAUGGAGUCAUUGAGAAGCUUCAGAAAGAGCUGGCACAAUUUGGGCCAGUAUGUCAUGAAGAUAGUGACAAUCCAGUUUAUUUCUAUGAAGUUGCCUUGGAAAAGUCAGUGGAAAACCUUCAGAAUGAGUUGAAGAAGGAACUGGUAGCUUGUCAAGGUGAUGCUGAUGCAAAUAGAAGAAACGAAUCAGUGCACUCCAAAAUGAGAGAACUUCAGGAGGAACUGGAGCUUGUCUCAGCUUCUAAAGAAGCUCUGCAGCAGCAACUGGAAAAAAAGGAAUUGCAACUCAAAACCGAAGUGGAAGCUUUGGAGAAAAAAUGCCAACAGCUUCGAGAGUCAUCAGAGCAGUCUGUUGCAGAGCUCACCUCCCUGAGAAUCCAGCACCAGGCACUUCAGGAAGAAUACAGGGUUUCCCAAACUCUGUUGUCUCAGAGAGAGGCUGAGACAAAGAUGUCUACAUCUCGAGUUCAAGAACUUGAAGAUAAGUUGAGAGAAAAGGAAGCAAAUAUUUUAGAGAAAGAGAUGCAAAUUAAGACAAUGGCAGAUCAAAGAGAAGCUGACACCACUGAGCUGCAGUACUUAACAGAAAAAGCAGCAGAGCUCCAAACAGAGUUGGAAAAGAGAGGUGCAAGUCAGGCACAGGAUGUUUACAGUCUUCAAUUAGAAGUUUCUAGACUUGAUUUCCAGGUGCAAGCACUGAAUCAGAAAGAAGUAGCUUAUCUGAGAGAAAUCAAGGAACUGCAGGGGAGCACUGCAAAACUGAAAGGUGAAAUCAAGGCCCACAUGAAAGAUCUCGAAGCCCUACGAUUGGAAAGAGAUGAAAUUCUUUCACAGUUGGAGUCUUGCAAGCUGGAGGGGCAAGUAGGUCAUGAAGAGACUCAAUUUCUCAAGCCAUUCUGCCAGAGUAAAAGAAAAGAUGGAGACUUUAAAAAUGGAGUGCAGGAAUUAGAAGCAAAUAUUGAUCAGUCAUUUGGAGUAUUGGCUUCCCCUACUGCUAAACUGGAAAAAGAUGAAGCUAUGUUUGACGUGCCAUUUCACAAUAAAAAUCCAAAAACACAGAUGAAGCAAUCACAAGAAAAUAUCUUUUGCCAGGAGUUGGACAUGAUCCACAGCUCUGAAGGGGAUCAAGAUUUGAAAAAGCAUUGCCAGCAAAUGUUGGAAAUUCAUCAAACUCCUGAUUCACCAAAACACAAUUUGAGCAUAGACAAAGAGACUCCAAAAUAUUACCAGAAUUUAAUUUCAAGUAUGUCUUCAUGGGGCUCGCCUGAGAUCAUGAGAAAGCAAGAUAUAAGCAUGGAGCUUCAACCAGUGCUUCACCUGACACCCUUCUCAGAAGCUGAAAACACAGAUUUUCAAAUUGUGCACACGAGGUCAUCCCUGGAAGGAGAGAAUUCCAUAUCACUGGGAUAUUCUAACAUGGAUGAAAAUGGCAGUGGGGAUGCAGCAGUGGGAGUAGAUAGAAAAUCUCCAGCUUUCUCUGAAAGUACCUAUACUGUUGAUGAUGAUGAAGCUAUGGAGAAGAAUCUUCUGAUGAGAGAAGCUGAUAAUCUGACUUUAACCCCUUCUGAUUUACAAGAUGAUGAAGGAUCAAGAGCAUCUGCCAUGAGUGAUGGAUGUAGCAGCAAUACCAGCUCAAAUUUGGCAGCUAAUUUAAAGCAGGAGCUACAAACAUCAGAUCACCUAGAUGCCAAUGUCAUGGCUUACCUGCGAUACCGGGGCAUAAUUCCAGAUAUUAUGGAAUCAAUGAAAGAGAAGGAAAUACUUUCACCACAGAUGAAGACUGUGCUGAAGAUGGUGUAUGAGGAGAGCCGCAAAAUCCUGGCUUUGUCAGAGCAUCCCUUUGCUUUUAGGGAGCUGAAGAAUGUCCCUCAGACCCAAGUGGCAAUGGAGGGCUGGCAGAAGGAGGGAUUAUCCCUGCUGGAUGCUAUCCAGUCACUGAAGGAUUACCUCAGCAAAGUGGCAGAUAGAGGAGACAAGGAAACAUCAGGUGUUGCUGCUGACUGGAGAGGAGAACUUCUGCAAGCAGUACAGAGUGUGUUUGAGAAGGAGAGAAGUAUGUUGCAAAUUGACUUGAAGUCUCACUUCUCCAAUCCUGCAUCUGGUGACACCAGUUCAUUUGGGGAAAAGCUGGAGUAUAUAAUGAAACAGCAAGAGGAGCAGAGGCAGAUGGUUGUGGAGCACCUCUUCUCCUCAGACCGGAAUAGCCUGCUCUCAGAAAUUCAGGACCUCCGAGCUCAGCUCCGCAUGACACAUCUCCAGAACCAGGAGAAGCUCCAGCAGCUCCAGGAAACCCUUACCAAGGCUGAGGAUCAUGGCAACAAGCAGGAGCACCAGCUCCGGAGGAAAGUUGAAUUAUUGGAAUAUAAGCUUCAGCAGGAAAAAUCUAUUGUAAGUGACUUGCACAGCACUCUCUCUGAGGAGCAGAGAAGAUCCUCGGAAACAUGUGAUCUCCUGAAUCAAGAAAAAGCAUCCCUGAAAUCAGAGCUUUCUGGAAGUAUGCAAGAGAAUGAAAGGUUGCAGAAAUCCCUGGAAGAGCUUCAGAGGGAAAUAAAUAAUUUACGUGUUGAAUUGGAAAAAAAAGAAAAGGAUUUGGCAGCUGCGCUUGAAGACUUGCAGGCUGAGCAGCUGAAGGGAUCUGAGCUGCGAGGUUGGUUUGAGGAACAGCAGCGUCAGCAGAGGAAAGCAGAGGAUGAAAAGACAAAGGCCAUGGAGGAGCUGCAGGCUGCCCUGGAUGUGCAGUUGGUGCAGAACUGCCAGCUGGCCGUGUCCUUGGAGCACGAGAGAACAGUGACAGACAACCUCCGCAAGGAGCUGCAGAUCGAGCACUCCCGCUGCGAAGCCUUGCUGGCCCAGGAGCACAACAAACUGAGGGAGCUACAGAAAAACCUGGAUGCUGAGAAAAAACGUUCCUUGGAGCUCCUGGAUUCCUUGAACCAUGAGCGUGUUCUGACAGAGCAGUUGAGCAUGAGAGUGAAGGAAGGGGCUUCCUGUCAGCACAGGGAGUCGCUGCUGGAACAAGCCUUUGUCCGAGAGCUCCAAGCCCAGCUGGAAGAGGAGAGGGCACAAACUAUGGAGCUUGCUGCUGUUAUUGAGAAAAUGCAGCACAAGGCCAUCCUGUCCAAAAGGCAGCUGGAGGCUGAGGUACAGAUGUGCCAUGAGGAAACCCAGAAGGAGAAGGAGGUCAGUGACAAACUGCGAGCCACCCUGGAGUCUCUUCAGGCACAAAAACAAGAGGUGAUCCGUUCCCUGGAGGCCCAGAGGGAGAGAGAGAUCAAGCUGAAAGUUGACUGGGAACAACUGCAGUCACUCUUCAAGCUGCUUAAAGAGCAAGAUAAGAACAGGAAAGAGGAGAGGGAGAGAGAACAGAAACAGCAGCAACAAACAGACCUACAGAAACAGAAGGACUGGCAGAGAGAUCAGGAGAGAUUGCAAAACUUGGAACAGCAACACCAAAGAGAUGAGCAAAGAAUUAAAGAACUGCAGGAAAUACUGGCAGUAGUAAGAGAAAGAGAAAGAAAUCCUCCAACUCCAAAUUGUCAGGAGGAACUCUUGUGUACCUCAAGCAAAGAUGGAAGUGCCACACAGCCUGUGACAAACGAAACUGAAAAACCCCACUUGCAACAGCAGCAGCAACAGCUGGAGAAGAUAAGGCAGCAGUUGCUCUUUGUGGUUGUGCAUCUUAAUGAGUUCAUACAUAAAACUCUGGAUAAAACGGUUAAUGAUUGGUCUGCAUCAAAUGAUGAAGCUGUAGCCUCUUUACUGCGGACAUUAAGGGAGCUAAAAUCAGAUUUGUCUCCUCCUACAUCUCAGGUGAGAUCUACAAGUGAUGCUGACCCUGUUCAAGAGCUGGAAAGAGAGGCUUGGCAACGAGAGAGGAACACGCUGCAGAACAGGCUAAAACAGGCAGAAUCCCAGCUGGCAAAAGCCAAAGCUGAAAUUGAAAACAAACCAGUGGCAGAAAUUUCCAAUCCUAAGUUGCAGAGAUUAUAUCGAAAAUACAUUCGAGCAGAGAGCUUUAGAAAGGCUCUAGUUUAUCAGAAGAAAUACCUCUUGCUGCUGCUUGGUGGGUUUCAGGACUGUGAGCAAGCAACUCUGUCUCUCAUCGCCCGCAUGGGAAUCUAUCCUUCUGCAGACCUGCAGCUCUCUGGAUCACACUCCCGGCCCUUCACCAAGUUCAGGUGUGCAGUCAGAGCCAUCAUUGCCAUCUCAAGGUUAAAGUUUCUGGUGAAGAAGUGGAACAAAGUUGGCAGGAAGAGCACACAGGGUGAAAGCAUUUCUCACCGUAUAGGAGCCUCUGGUGCUAGAACAGAAGUCCUGAAAGAGCAGCAGCCUCCAGCUGCCCCUGUCAGCUCUCCCCCUACCCAGGACAGGGACACAGGGCUGUGCCACAGAACCAGCUGUGCUGCAAGAUUCACAAGCCUCUCCCCACGAUCCUCCUCCCGCUCCCACAACAGAUUGCAUCUGUCCCCAAGUUCAGCUCCAGACAAGUCCCUUGUGCCACCUCAGGAUCCUGAGCAGUCACUCACAGAAUAUAUCCAUCGCUUGGAGGCGAUUCAGCAAAGGCUGCGAGGGGUGCAGCCAGGGCAAGUGCUAGGUUUACCUCAUCAGAGAAACCUAAAAAAGUAAUGGAAACACUCACAAAAUCUGUCCUGCAAGUUCCUGCUUCCUCUGAGUCGGUCCUCACUCAACAAAUGCACUUACAGUCUCCCAUGCAACUGAAUAAAGGGCAGUGCUUUUAAAGCAGAUUUUUAUAUGACUCUUUUUAUUAUAUUUUAGUACUUUAAGAGGGACUUACUUUUCACUAAGAACAAUGUUUUACAUUCUCAUGUGAAAUUAAGUCAACAGCUGAAGUGUGCCUGCAUUGCUGUAUUGUAAGCUGCAAAAAGUCUCUGUGGUGUUUAUUUUUCUAUAGUGUAUAGGUGGAUACCUUGUAAAAAAAGUUAUUAAAAUGGCAUUUUAUUAGUGAA
This is a messenger RNA of Lonchura striata (white-rumped munia), 13897 nucleotides long. It is a transcript of the gene PCNT, whose product is annotated as pericentrin. Lineage: Eukaryota; Metazoa; Chordata; Aves; Passeriformes; Estrildidae. The record is from RefSeq and is a predicted model, not a curated record. Gene Ontology annotation, biological process: signal transduction. Gene Ontology annotation, molecular function: molecular adaptor activity.